Brassica napus (rape) is the source of this 1246-nucleotide messenger RNA. RefSeq lists its product as uncharacterized. The transcript is spliced from 2 exons. Lineage: Eukaryota; Viridiplantae; Streptophyta; Magnoliopsida; Brassicales; Brassicaceae. The record is from RefSeq and is a predicted model, not a curated record. The coding region runs from base 47 to 1126 and encodes 359 amino acids.
GUUGUUUCAUCAUCCAUAGAUCGUGCAUCUUCUUACCACGUGUUAUAUGCAUCAAUCAUCACGACCACCGUAUCUCUCAUGUUUUCUCUCUUGGCCUGGGGAAGUUCAUUUGUGGGAUCCGAUGUUUUGGGAUGAGAAGGAGCUUGAAGGAAUACCUGAAGAAGAAGAAAGCAAGCCCUUAGAAGUAAUAGAUCAAAAUCUGAUCAUACAUUUUAACCAUGAGCACAAUCUGAUGAAGCUUUCAGUAUCAUCACUAAGGCACGGGGAAGUUAUCUUGCCACAUGAGGAAGGUAAACAUUGUUUUGCAUGCACCCUUCCUCUAUACUCUAAGUUGUGCUACAAAUGCACACAAUGUGAUUUCAUACUCCAUGAUACAUGUGCUAACCUCCCUCGUAGUAAAUGGUUCUUUCUUAUCUAUGAGAAACUGAUUUUGUCCCCCAAAAGCAUAAACCAUUUUUUCUGUUACGUCUGUCACCGUUAUUGUAACGGUUUCUCGUAUUCUAAUAGUGAGAACACAAUUAGUAUCGAUGUGCGAUGUGCUUCAGUUCCUCUCCCACUAAAACAUGAAAGCCAUCCACAUAAGUUGGUAUUUUAUGAUAACGAUCAAAAAGACGUGAGAUGUGAAGGUUGUGACUUGAGUGGUUGGCGUUUUUUACUACAUUGCAAGCGUAAUGAUGAUUGUGGCGGGUUAUAUUUAUGCUUUAAAUGCGUUACGCUACCCACAUUGGUUAGACACAUAUACGAUGACCAUCCUCUUUCCUUACAGUACGGUAAGAAAAAUGAGAGUUCUACAUAUUGGUGCGGGAUAUGCGAAGAGUUAAUAAAUUUAAAUAGUUGGUUUUACAAAUGCAAUGAUUGUGGCUCCACUCUUCAUACUACAUGUGUAUUUCAAAAUCUAAUACUUUCAAGGCCUGGAUGCAAUUCAACAAUGGAUGACCUGAGGCAAAUAACUUUCGUUCUUAACACUCGUCUUUCUCGGCCGAUUUGUUACGUUUGUAAGACCAGAUGUAUGGAUGAUUUGGUUCUAAUUGAUAAGGAAGAGUCCAUAAAGUUAUUUGUAUGCUAUUCUUGUAGCUUUAAGUAUUAUCGUGGACUUUUACUACUAGAGGAAAGGUACCAGCCAUGAGUGUAUGCCACAAACAGUAAUGAGAUUAUUUUCUAGAAUUUAGUCUCAUUCUUAUCGUAUUUAUAUUGUAAUAAAAUAAUAAAUAUAAAAUUGUAUUAAAAAAAAUAACCUUCACAAAGA